AUCAAUUCAUGUUAAUAUGUUAUACAUCCUCAUGUCCCAUUGACUAAUUAUUUCCAUGUCUAUACUUUUCCACCCAUCUUCCCUCUUCCCUCUUCCUUUCAAUUUUCAAUUUUUCAAAUAUCAUAUCCUUUAUAUAUAUUUCUUACCCACUUUGCUUUUUCAAAAAAAUUAAAUACCCAUUACCACUUACUUAUCUUCAUAACCACCAUCGAUCCUUUAAUUUGUGUUUAAUUACCAACUCUAGCUUUCACCUUUCUCCUCCAUGGACCAUCCUGAUUCCCCGGGAGGCGGCCGACCGCCUCGAAAGGAGCUACACGGUCCAAGGCCGGCACCCUUGAAGGUUAGGAAAGAAUCACACAAGAUCAGAAAACCGCCGGUUGCGCCACCAGCUUAUCCGACACAAAACCAACAACUUCCACCUUAUCUGCCGCCACCACGUCAGCCUGUGAUCAUAUACACCGUGUCUCCUAAGGUAAUCCAUACACACCCUAGUGAAUUUAUGACACUUGUCCAAAGGCUAACGGGAUCAGAUGCCACGUCAUCAUCAUAUGCUACUUCUAGUAAUGUUACUUCUUCAAGUAGUACCAUUGUUGAUGGCUUUUCUUCUUCUACUACUACAACAAGGUCCCAUCACGUAACGGGGGGCAUAUCGCCAGCAGCGAGGUUUGCGAGUAUCGAAAAGACGAAAAUGCACUCGGAGGCUAAGAAGUUUGUUGGUCCAAGUGAAGUUUUCAGAAGAGAAGUAAUGGAUAUUGAAGAAUAUGUCAAUAGUGGUGGUGGUGGUGGUGGCGGCGGCGGCGGUGGCAUUGAAGGAGUAGAACGAACCAUGGUUUUUCCGGGUAUUUUAUCUCCCGGACCGGGUUCCCUACCCCCAAUUUCACCAAACUUGUUCUCCCCCUUUUUCCAUGAUUCAAAUAACUUAAACCUACAACAUCAUGACUUAGGUGGUGUACAACAUGGAAAUAAGAGUUUAAUCGAAGGAGGUUACUUACCUAGUCCCUUUUCGACCAAUUUCACUUCUCCUAGUACCAUGUUUUCCCCUAAUUCUCUAGAUUUUUUGCAGCGCGUUUUAGAUAGUUGAACGCGUGAAAAAAAAAAUAGAACAAAAAACAUGAAAAACAAAAUUAUACACAUGUAUUUAACUUGAUUUAAGUUCAAUUUUACCAGUUUUAGUUAGAUCGAUCGAUUGUUUUGGAUUGUAUUGGAUUUGAUUCACAUUCAUUAAUAAAAUAGAUAUUGGUACAAAUUAAAUUAAAAUCUUCCUCAUUUUCAUCGUCCCUGGCUUUAAUUUAUGAUUGCAAAUUAUACAACUAUUUAAUAUACGUAAAUGUCAAUUUUGAUUCUGCAACUUCAACUAUUCUAUCAAUAUGUAGGGUUAUGUACAAUUGAUCUACAUAAAUGUAGGUAGGUACGUAGUAGAAGAUAUACAUACGCAUUCACUCUUAUUUUAUUUAUUUGCAAUGCUCUUUUCCUCAAUGUGGUAUAUAUAUCUGCAUUAUUUCGAUAGCCGUUUUCUUCGUCGCCGUCGCCGUCAUUCCUUCCGUCAUCAUCAUGAUUCAAAGAGGAAGCUUGUGGAGGCGGUUAGCUUACAUCUUGGUGAGAUGCUUCGAAUAUGACUUUCAAUUUAGCUGAAAAAACAAGAUCAAUCAAUAAAUUAAUGAAUUCAUUAAUUAUCUUCUUUGUUUAACUCUUCUAAUUUAUUUUUCAUAUAUAAUUGGAGGUCAACUAUUACACAC
This is a messenger RNA of Spinacia oleracea (spinach), 1736 nucleotides long. Its product is annotated as nuclear speckle RNA-binding protein B. The transcript has a single exon. The record is from RefSeq and is a predicted model, not a curated record. Gene Ontology annotation, cellular component: nucleus. Lineage: Eukaryota; Viridiplantae; Streptophyta; Magnoliopsida; Caryophyllales; Amaranthaceae. The coding region runs from base 263 to 1081 and encodes 272 amino acids.